Messenger RNA from Drosophila eugracilis, 4565 nucleotides. RefSeq lists its product as uncharacterized. The record is from RefSeq and is a predicted model, not a curated record. The coding region runs from base 2119 to 4233 and encodes 704 amino acids. The transcript has a single exon. NCBI's taxonomy places the organism in Eukaryota, Metazoa, Arthropoda, Insecta, Diptera, Drosophilidae. Gene Ontology annotation, molecular function: protein binding; endonuclease activity.
AAGCAAGGAAGGUCACUAAAGUGCAAAAAGUGGCUAAACCACGGCUAGCAAUUGAGAUACAAAAAUCGACAAAUGAGACGGGUAAACAAGGCGAAAACAGCUGCUGUGGGGAGGUGGACGGGGUAACCGUUAGUCAAGUGUUAGUGUGUCUGUAGGUGAGCGUGGAUUGGCGUCAUUUGCUCGUGUGUAUGUAGUUUAUUAGGACAUGCAAACGAGCAGUUCCAAUUACAAUGACAUGCACUCAUCUAUUCGAAACGACGUUCCUAGAAACAAGUUCCUUCGGGAUGGGUUAACAUGCUGAAUAAGGUACACUGUCUAACAAGAUUUAUCGCAGCAUUGCGAAUUCGAUGGCCAGUGUACGCGGCACCAACACACGGACAGUCUUGUGUUUUAUGCGCAACAGCUGAUAUCGCUUUACUAUGUAAGUGAAGCUGCCUUUAUAAAUGCAGUGAUCACCUGCUACGGUGGGGCAAUGAGCACAUACAUACGUACAUAGGUGAUUAGGUGUUCUCUAUUUUGGGAGAGCACCGUAUCCAAAAGCAUAGCCUAUAUUCUCAAGCUUAACCAGUUUCGCUCUUGUACGAUUGUGUUUGUUUUAUGUCAGCUGAUGUCAUUGGGUUAGGAAAUAAACAGGAGAAAAAAAGCAAGUCUCCAAGUCUCCCGCGUUCUAAAAAGCAAAAGCCAAUGAAUAUGACUACACAAAUAUGGCAAAAAUGGAAUUGCAGUGAACUUGGCAGCUGAUCGAACCGCGUCAUAGGCAAAAAGAGAACAAAGAAGAUCGAAUAGAGAGGAAAAAACGGAAAGCAUUCGGAGAGGGCGGGGCGGAGAAAUUCUAAUCAGAAACAAAUCAAUUAGCCACCGCAGGUGAAUGGACGCAAGAGGGUAAAACAAAAAACAGUUCUAUAUUAUCAUUCGGGGCACUUCCUUUGAUAAGUACUCAGGGCCCAAACGUUGAUCAGCCUUUCAAGGAGAAUUUGGUAUAUACUAAAUGCAUUGAUGAUCAAUUUAUUAUAUAUUGUACAACCUUUGGAUGUUUUUUUAGUUUAUCUGCAAUACGCAAGAUUUUUAAUCGAUCUCGUUUAUUCAAUAAAAAGGUAAUCAUAAACACGUUAGUUCACAGUAUUUUAUAUUAUUAUACAAAUUCGUACCUGAAUAAUUUACAAAAAUAUCACUUUUUGGGUUGAAAACAUCCAAUACUAAUACAAUACUAACCAUCGAAAUUACUUGAUUUGAGUAUAUUGCCAAGUAUAGUUUUAGUAGAAAACUUUUAAAAUGAAAAAUUUAAAUAGGUCAUGAACUCAUGGUGACCUUGGUAAAUUACGUGAGCCUUAAGUUAACCUUUAUCUUUUCCAAGUUAUUAGCUUACUCAGCAGGUUUAUUUUAACUCUACUUUCUCGAUGUGAUAUGAAUGAUUUUGUGAGAGUCACCAUUGUCUUUCGGUUUGCUGUUAUUUAUUUGAUAACCUACAGUCGUAAUUUCUUAAUGCAAACGACCGCAAAUGCACUCCUGACUGGUGUGUAAAUUUAUUUUCGAUGCCCCUUGUAAAAAGAAAUGCAAACGUGUGCGUUUAUUUUUUCUUAAUCACUGCGUUUGUUUACCAACAACGCAAAAACAAAAACAACUUCAAACGACCAACAAACAAAGAGACCUCAACGCGCUAUCGCAUAACCUUGGGCCCCAUUUUAGCGAUGUUACGCCUUUGGCGGGAACUAGUUUCGGUUUCAAGAGAACAAAUAGCAAAGUCAGAAAGAGACACAACAACAGCACGUGUUGCGCUCGCACAUGAGACUGUUGUGAAAAGCUUAUCUCUUUGAGCGUGCUUUCAAGCCAACUAUAAAUAUGUGCCAAAAAUCGAACCAAUAAUAUGCAGAAAAACUUUGGGAAGAGUGAAAAUCGGGUUUUAAAUGUGGCGCUCAAAAGUACGACCCACCAAAAUCCAAACAACUUAAAAGAAUUUCAAACAUCUGGCAGCGCUCUAAGGUACUCGAAUAUGGGCACACUCAAUGAUACGGCAUCGCUGACAUUGAAAAGGCGAGAAUUAAACGAUAAUUGAUUGCAGUUUGCAAUUAGAGUGAGAGAGUGCAUGGGUAAAAAUCAAUACGAGGAACAACAGCAGCGAUGGAGCAGCGCGCCAACUUCCUGGCUCUGACCCUUCUGGAUGCUCUGGAGGAUGAGAACGAGGCGGACAUCUUGUCGAUGCUGGAGCGAAAUAGCGUAAACGCCAGUAUCGUGCCCUGCGAUCGUGGACUGUCUCCCUUGCACUAUGUGUGCGGCAUGCGGAACGGUGACCUGGCCCAGAGGAUCCUCGAGCGGUUCCUAGAGUGCCCCGAUCUCGACGUGGACGCCCUGUGCGAUGGCCAGACCACUGCUCUACAUAUAGCCAGCAUUUACGGCCGGGUAGAACUGGUGAGGAUGCUUCUGGAGCGCGGCGCUCGCGCUGAUCUGGCCGACGAGGAGAACAAGCUGCCGGUGCACUACGCCAUCGAGGAAUGCCACUUCGAGGUCCUGCAGCUUCUACGGGAUCACAUCUUUCGGGAGCGGCAGCGCCAGAAAAAACAAAAGCAGCGAGUUCAGGUUGUCGACGCUCUAACUCCGAAUCAGCAGAGGUACAACCAUGAUGUUACUUCCCCCUACUAUAUCAAUAUCACCCACAGGCGGCAUAAGCCGCAGCCAAAGUUUCCGGAUCUGCCGCAAUUCCAAAGCGCCGAUAUUCCCCCUUUGCCAGAAGAGGAGUCUGUGAAUCUGUUCGCCUUGACUGAAGCCCAUCUCACGCAGCUCAUCCAGAGCCAAAAGGAAAAUCAAUCGGAGGAUGCCAAUCAGCCAAAGCGGCGCACGCUAAUCGAAAGCUGGCGCGAGAAGGUGGAACGCUCUCGCGCCCGUCAGUCCCUACUUCAUCAGUACGAUGAGCAUGUAGAGUCGUUGGUAGAUGAGGCACUCGGUCAGGAAGACUUCAGCUACGAGCAGCACCUACAACAUCAGUUGAGAGCCGAGGACAAUAAGAAUGAUCAGGCAGGGGAUGUGCCCUGCACUGGCCGCCAAGUAUUCGAGUUGCUGGUGGAGCAGGUCUCCCAAGCGGUAGUCGUUGAGCCGGAACCAGAGCACAGUUUCUUCACAGCACAGGGUGAGGAAGAAAGCGCGUCGGAAAAUUCUCCGCGCCGGGAUGAGUACUUCCUUCAGAUCAAAGAGGCCUAUGUUCACACUGACGACGAGAACGGCUUAGUUUUUUAUGAGGCUAAGUUCCUACAAAACAGCGAGGGGAGGGAGCCCGCGGAAGCUCCUCCCAAAGAAAGGAAGCCCGAUCUGGACAGCACAGUGAGCACAAAUCAUACGCUCCCACUUGAUUAUGAAACUGAUGCCCUGCGCCGGGAGCUUACCCAAAUGGGUGCUCCAGUGGGUCCCAUUACAAAGACAACUAAGCGGCUGUACAUAAAGCAGCUAAUAAAGUACAAGCGAAAUACAGAGGCUUUGCAGGCUGCCCAGAAGCACGCCCAAGAGGCUCAGAUCCGGUACUCCGUGGAGCUGCAUCGUACUCUCCGGUCGCCUGAUGAUUUUGCCAGGAUCAGCCAGUAUUUGCCCCACGAGGCAUCGUCGGCCGCACAUUUUGCUAAAUGUGGUGUUCACAAAAAAAACCUGCGUGAAGGCCAUCUUAAACAGAGCUUCCUCUACAUGUUGAUCGAUCCCCGCAUCUCACGAAACCUUCCCGGGGAGAGCGCUUUCCUCGAAAAGUUUGAGGUGUGGCAGCGUUUUCUUGACUCCAUUUUUUACGUGGGCAAGGGCAAGUCCUCACGCCCUUACGCCCAUCUCUACGAUGCCAUGCGCCAGCAUACACGGCUUCAUCAGAAGCGGGAGAAGGAAAAGCCACACAGGGAACGCGGUGGAGGAUUUCGAACACUACAGCCAGAUGUUUUCCGCUCCCCUCCACCAGCAGAAGGCAAGAUGGGAAGCCGGAAACUGGAGCGCAUCUUGGACAUUUGGCAACAUGGCAGCGGAGUCGUAUGUCUGCACGUAUUUCACAAUAUCUUGCCUAUAGAUGCGUACACCCGUGAGGCUUCCAUUAUAGAUGCCUUCGGUCUAACACACCUGACCAACCUGAAGCGUGGAGAUUACUACGGCCCCGCCCAAUCAUGGACGAUGAAACAGAAGAAGCAGCUGGGCAUAGCACUGCUUCUCAAGGCCAUGCACAUUUAUCUGGCGGAGGGAGAGUCACAGCUGUCGCCUAGCGACCUUCUCUGAAAAAGUAACUAAAUGGGAAUCGAACAGGAUGGAAUACAACCUCGCAAUUAGCACCAAGUACAAAGUGCAGCGGCGCAAUUUAUAUAUGUUCAAAGCUUGAUCUCAAGAUUGUUUAUAGUUAAAAAUUGGAAUAGGGAUAGAGAGAUAGGAUAAAAAAGCAAAAUUGGUUAUAAAAUAAUUGUUCGGUUCAAAUCGAAGCAUGAAAAUAUUACGGUACCAUUUUAAAAGUUUACGGGACAAGCUCCUUGAAUCUUUUGAAUCGCUUUUCGGAGGGUAGUCUUAAGAAUUCAGCAUGCAGAUUCGUUUCAAGUAAUAAAUGUUUACCAUUCGAA